AUGGAACCUACACCUAGCGCUACCGGGUCCGGGUCCGGGUCCCUCCGGAUUCCCAAGCCCUCAGACGUCGUUCCCUCGUCGUCACCCGACGUCGCCGAGGUGGUGGAUUCGCCGACGUCACCGGCCUCCCCUGACGCCCUGGCACGGUUCGAAUUCGAGGCCGGCCGCGGCAACGACGGGUCCAAGAUCCUGAUGGUCGAGUGGGACCCGGCGCCGACGGCGGAGGAUGGUUGGGUAGUGACAUGGGAGGGUAAAAGGGCCACGUUUCCCGUCAGCGAGCGGGUGGAGCCGGACGGGGACGAGAACGGGAGCAAAAACGGGGCAGCGAAUAAGAAGAGCAACGGCGACGACGAGGGGGGGAAGCGUCGACACCAGCAGCAGCGACGCCAACGGAUCUACUUCCUGCUCCCGUCGGGCGCCACGGUGCCGCCGGCGGUGACGAUCACGCACGCGGCGUCAGGCCGCGCGCUGACGGCGCGGUCGAUGCCGGCCAUCUUCGCGCCGGGCCUCGGCAUCGGGACGCGGGACGCGGGGCGGCGGGGCGUACUGCACACGGCCUGGGCGCGGCUGCGGGCCGGGCAGCUGCAGGACGAGAUCCGGCGCGAGCUGCGGGACAACAGCGAGAGUGUCGGCCUCGAGAUGGCGGUCCAGGAGCGCCUGUGGAUCAUCGACCACUUCGGGCUCGACGACCUGCUCGCCGAGGCCAGCGCCGCUGCUGCAUCUCGCGCGCGGUCGGAGGCGGAGCCGCGCCCCCCCGUCUCACCGCAGAGCCCGCGGUCCCCCGUCGGCGGCCGCUUAGGCGAGAAGCUGAAAGGCUUGAAGUUGGCGACUUCGCCGACAGAACUGGCAAAUCCUCUACCGAGGGCCGCCGGCGUCGUGUCGCUCGACGCGGUUCUCGGGAGCGGUUCCAGGGGCGAGGCCGGGAAGCAGGAGGGGUCGGCGCCGCCACCCGAGAUACAGAGCAAAGAGACGGAGGACGAGCUGUUCGCGCUGCCGAUGAGCCCGCGCAGCCCCGAGAUGAAGACCAGUCCGUUUAGCUUCCUAAAGUAA
This is a messenger RNA of Durotheca rogersii, 1050 nucleotides long. RefSeq lists its product as uncharacterized. Lineage: Eukaryota; Fungi; Ascomycota; Sordariomycetes; Xylariales; Xylariaceae. Bases 1 to 1050 code for a protein of 349 amino acids. The record is from RefSeq and is a predicted model, not a curated record. The transcript has 3 exons.